This is a messenger RNA of Trematomus bernacchii (emerald rockcod), 1404 nucleotides long. RefSeq names its product cold-inducible RNA-binding protein A-like. The record is from RefSeq and is a predicted model, not a curated record. Gene Ontology annotation, biological process: positive regulation of mRNA splicing, via spliceosome. Gene Ontology annotation, molecular function: RNA binding. Gene Ontology annotation, cellular component: spliceosomal complex. Lineage: Eukaryota; Metazoa; Chordata; Actinopteri; Perciformes; Nototheniidae. The transcript has a single exon. Bases 142 to 789 code for a protein of 215 amino acids.
GCCUUAAAGAUCCAUGCGCCUCUUCCAUGCGGUCAUUUCUAAGCCGUUUGUACGACCAGAACCCGUGCCUCCUCCUGCAGCGUCUGCUCUUCAGAUUCAAUAGUCUCCUACUACUGAAAAGCCCAAAACGACUUAAACAACAUGUCGGACGAAGGUAAACUCUUCAUCGGCGGCCUCAGCUUCGACACCAACGAAGAAUCUCUGUCUGCGGCCUUCUCCAAGUAUGGAACCAUCGAGAAGGUGGACGUGAUCAGAGACAGAGAGACCGGGAAUUCCCGCGGUUUCGGCUUCGUGAAGUACGACAACGCCGAGGAUGCCAAAGACGCAAUGGACGGCAUGAACGGAACCUCCCUCGAUGGCCGGUCAAUCCGCGUCGACGAGGCAGGAAAAGGCGGUGGUCCUAGGGGCGGCGGAGGAUCAAGAGGCGGGCGUGGAAGAGGCGGAUAUGGCGGUGAGAGAAGCUAUGGCGGCGGUGGAGGAGAUAGAAGCUAUGGCGGCGGCGGCGGAGGAGAUAGAAGCUAUGGCGGCGGCGGAGGAGGAGACAGAAGCUAUGGCGGCGGCGGAGGAGGAGAAAGAAGCUAUGGCGGAGACAGAUCAAGCUACGGAUCCGACAGUCGUUCCGGUGGCGGCAGCGGCGGUGGCUACAGAUCCGGCGGCGGAGGCAGCGGCGGAUACUCACGAGGUGGUGGGAGGAGGUGGCGGCGGCGGCGGCUACAGAGACAACAGAGGCAGUCGCGAUGGCGGAUACGAAUAAGCAUUCUUCCCGCUGGCUUAAAAACAGUGGUAUAAAUAUAAUUGUGUUGAUAUGGACUAAGUAAAAGUUGUGUUUUCCCAGCAAGCUCCAUUCACGGUGACAGAGCGCCAUAAUACUUUGACUUUGAUUUGAUUUUGAUAAUAAACAGCCUCAGGCCUUGUGAGUCACACUUGAAAUAGGUGAGUGUUUUUUUUUUUAUUGUUAUCCGGGUAGCCAUUGCAAGCAGAUGAAAUCGUCGCCUAGUGGACACACAAAAGACUCUCCAGAUAAACUCGUACAUGCUCUUUGAUCCAGUUUCAACAUGUUCUACUUACCUCUGCUUUUUGAGAAAAAAAAACUCCCAUAAUGUCUGAUCGAGAGGUAGAUAGAACAGUCACACUCUGAAACCAUUUAGCCAAAUCCUUCAGUCUUAUGGAAAUAUUUUUUUUUUUAACCCAGACCAUGUAACUAGUUGUUGUAUUUUGCCUGAGAUAUUUGUUGCAGGGUAAAAUUGCCAAUUUACAUUUACAGUAUGUCUAAAGAAAUCUACAAUCCUCCUAAAUCUUGCAAUGAUAUCAUAACCAACUCUGCUGUUCCCAGUCAAGCCCCAGUGUAGAGUAAGUCCACACUGACUCUGUAUGUGAUCAUCAUAAUAAAGGUUUACAAUUUAA